AAUGGAGCAACAGCAGAUACCACCUGUUACCGCUGUAUUUCUCGUGGUCUUUGAUCAAAAGGUGGGCUACACGAUCGCAUGGAAACGAAGCCUCCCUGAGAUCGAUCUAGAUGGCGUUGAAUACAAGAGUCUGCCUUCAGGAUUGCAUGCUGUCAAGGAAGAUCUAGUCUACUUCGUUCAUGGCUCGUGCGCCGGUGUAAGUGUCUUCGUACAAGGCGAAGCAGACGCAAGACAUCGCAACGCCAACUUCGUGGCAGUUGGCGCUUUAGUGCUGCCUUUGGACCAUGGCGUAUUGGGACGUGGCUGGGUCCACGCUGAAGAGCUGAGGAGCUUGUCGAAACAUUUGGUGCACAACAGUACUGAUACACGACCUUUGGAGCUGUUUUGGACGAAGUAUAGGUCUGAUGCUGAUCCCAGGCGAAAGUCAGCAGGUCCUGCUAGCUCCAGCCCAGGAGGCGGCAAGAAGAGGAAAAGAUCUGGGUCGGAUGCGACAUUGGCAGGCUUCAAUGCCGAUGGUGCCUGGCCCCUAGAUCAUCCAGCGCUCUCAGUGCCUAACAUCCUGGAAACAUUUGGACCCCUGCUGUUCCCAAUACACCGCGCUGCGUUGAGCAGGCGGCGCAUACUGUUUCUUGGCAGCCCAUCUGUGCAACGAAAUGUCAACGCGGUGUACAUCACAUCGGUACUGUCAAGUAUUCCUAGAUCGCUGUCCGAGAAUCUUCCUUCAGAAGCAGAGGGCAUUCUGCGGAGUUCACCCUUGUUCAGCAUAGGGAUUCAUGAUCUCCCAUCUCUUACUACCAAGACACCAGAUCCCAAAGGCUGGAUUGCGACCACAACGGACGAUAUUCUGAGAGAGAAGAAAGGGCUGUAUGACUUCCUGAUUGAGCUACCUUCACAGACUGAUCCUAAGCGGCCGUGGCCAAGACUUCGCACGUCUGAUGGGAAGAUAGUCAAGGCAUCGCAGCGGGACCUGCGAAGAUGGACGUUGCUGCGAAGAGAGCUACGUAGGCUACGACGGCAGACAGUCUCAAGGGACGCAGAUGAAUCAUCCACGACUGAAUCAGAUCGACGACCACUUCUGGAACGUAGAGGAACAAGCAGUUUCGGCGAAGACUUUUACGAUAUGGGCCUGCAGAAUCGCGAUGAAUCCGAGGCCGUUGAGGUGUCGUCUUGGCAGGCAAUGGCUUAUAGAGGUUUCAUGUGGUGGGCCUCAGCUGGAGAGGCGAGUGCAUGGGAGAACGAUGAAGCAAAAGCCGAUGAAGAACUUCUGUUCGACAUGCCUGAUGUCGCGAAUCUCUUCCCUGGGACAAGUGGGCAGAGAAGACAGGAAGACCAAGAGUCAGAGUACUCGCGUGCUGCCGCAACAACGCUGGUCGCGUAUUUUCAGCGAGUCACGGAAGGACUACUACGUCCACUUGCUAGCAUUGUGGAACAGGCAGAUGAUGACACUGAAGAAGGGAUUCAAGAAGACCAGAUCGAGGUGACCGGAGAUGCUGUUCGAGAUAUGGGUCUCGACAGCUGGAGCGAGGCCGACAAGAACUUCGUCAAGGAUAUGAUGAAAACUUGGUUUGACCGUGAAGCAAUUGUGGCGGAUCAGGGGGUCAGACUGUGCGGUGUCAGAAUCUGCUGAAGUUCCGAGAGCAGCUUGAGGUUAGCAGUUGCUCAAAGUGCUCAACAAUGCAUAUGCGGCAUGUAGACGACAAUUGAGUAGGAAGGUGCAGGAUUCAUAUCC
Messenger RNA from Pseudocercospora fijiensis CIRAD86, 1729 nucleotides. RefSeq lists its product as uncharacterized. The record is from RefSeq and is a predicted model, not a curated record. The transcript is spliced from 2 exons. Gene Ontology annotation, cellular component: lipid droplet. The annotation marks the transcript as partial. Lineage: Eukaryota; Fungi; Ascomycota; Dothideomycetes; Mycosphaerellales; Mycosphaerellaceae.